ACUUGGGAGUUUGUGUUCAGGGCGAGGCUUAUUCUGUUCGGUUCCUGACCGUGAAUCGGCUCUCUGAUUCCCCGUAGCGAUCAGCCGGAGUGCUACAAUUGUCAGUUUCACUAGUGUGUCGCUUUUUUAAAGCUUUGUUUUCGGCUCCAUGUUGAAGUUUUUGCGUCCAGAGCACAGGGUCUCAUAGCCGCGCACGCCGCGAGCCCGCACUCCUCGCGCUCCGCGCUGAUAUUGAACACAGCGCCGCUCAGACACACGCAUAGCUCUCGCCUGAUUUGCACCAGCGCGGGUCAUUUCAGGUUAAACCCUGGCGCUGUGUCCCGUUCAGUUUAGCCGACGGAGAUCGACACUGAUUCCAGGUGAGGAGGAAUGCACAGGGAGCGGGACUCCAAAUAAUAUUUGGAUACGAGGUUCGUCUUGCAUAUGCGGUGUUUCUCUCGGGGAGCUCAGCAGCUCCUCAGCGCUGCCUGGAGUCAGAAUUCACCACUUCCUCUGCUAGGUAGAUACCCAGAUGUCUGAGGAGGCUCUGAGGAUGACGUCUUGGCCUUGAACCCCACCAGUAUGUCAGAGCCAGCAGAAAAAUGCUCCCCCCGCUGGAAAGAUGAGGCCAUGCAAAAUGGGUACAUUCCAAGUUACCUAGACAAGGAUGAGCUAUGUGUAGUGUGCGGGGACAAAGCCACAGGCUAUCACUAUCGCUGCAUUACCUGCGAAGGUUGCAAGGGUUUCUUCAGGCGGACGAUCCAGAAGAACCUCAACCCAACCUAUGCUUGUAAGUACGAGGGGAAAUGUGUCAUCGACAAAGUGACCAGAAACCAGUGCCAGGAAUGUCGCUUCAAGAAGUGCAUUGCGGUGGGGAUGGCGACCGACUUGGUGUUGGACAACAGCAAGAGGCUGGCCAAGCGGAAGCUAAUCGAGGAGAAUCGGGAGCGCCGUCGGAGGGAGGAACUGCAGAAGACGGUGUGGGACCGACUGGAGCCCACCCAGGAGGAGUGGGACCUCAUCCGUAUGGUGACUGAGGCCCAUAUGGCCACGAACGCCCAGGGCAACCACUGGAAACAGAAGCGGAAAUUCCUGAGUGCAGCGGGGGUGAAGGAAACUAAGCCUGAGGAUAUUGGUCAAGCGUCCAUGGUCAAUGCACCUGAAGGAAACAAAGUGGAUAUAGAAGCCUUCAGUCAGUUUACAAAAAUUAUCACCCCUGCCAUAACCCGAGUGGUGGACUUUGCCAAAAAACUGCCUAUGUUUUGUGAGCUGCCUUGUGAAGACCAGAUCAUCCUGCUGAAAGGUUGUUGCAUGGAGAUCAUGUCACUGCGAGCUGCUGUUCGCUAUGAUCCAGAGAGCGAGACCCUCACGCUGAACGGCGAGAUGGCGGUCACACGGGGUCAGCUUAAGAACGGAGGCUUGGGCGUAGUGUCGGAUGCCAUCUUUGACCUUGGCGUGUCGCUGUCCUCCUUUAACUUGGAUGACUCUGAGGUGGCUCUCCUACAGGCUGUCAUCCUGCUCUCAUCCGAUCGGUCGGGCCUGAGUAGCGUGGAGCGAAUCGAACGCUGCCAAGAGGAGUUCCUGCUGGCCUUUGAACAUUACAUCAACUACCGCAAACACAAAGUGGCGCACUUCUGGCCCAAGCUGCUAAUGAAGGUGACGGACCUGCGGAUGAUCGGCGCCUGCCACGCCAGCCGAUUCCUCCACAUGAAAGUGGAGUGUCCCACCGAGCUAUUCCCUCCUCUCUUCCUGGAGGUCUUCGAAGACUGACCAAUGGAUUUUAAUGUAUGCGUGUGUGCGUGCAUGUAUGUGUGUGUAUGUAUGUGUGCGCAUACAUCAGCUCCUGGGAACCCUGGUGGUCUCAGGGAUGGAACCAGCAGAAGGCCCGUCACAAUGAACUUUCUAUUAGCACUACUGAGUGUCACUUCAUUCCAUAGUUUAGGAGUAGCUCUCUGGCCUAGUUUUGGAUGGAACCAUUCCUUACAGUGCGGGUACAUGUGAAUAGCAUUUUGUUCUGUUUUUUUGUUUUGUUUUUUUUUGGUCUGUUUUUGUUUUGUUGUUGUUAUUGUGGAUAUAACCUCUCACCUCGGAUUUUACUCUAGAUUUUUUUUUUGUGUUGAUGAUUGUACAGUUGGCAUAAUGGUGAUUUUAUCAACACUUGGACAUUCAUUAGAAACCAUGCAAAUGUUGAAUUUUCCCUCCUUUUUGUUGAAAAACUCAAAGUGGCUGCUCACCUGAUAACACACAAAACAAGACAUUAGCGAUCCGGUAGCCUUCCCCCACCUGCUCUACUUUAUUGGACCCAUUUGAUGGUCAGUCCGUACGUUAGCUGUCAUAUAGUCAGUCAUCCACCUGGUGAGUGAACUGUUCAUUGCCUCACCAUCAUACUGUGACCCGAGCACUAACAGCAGCACUCAUUCUAUGAUAGACAAUAGACAACAGCCCACGGGCUUUGAGGUCUCUGGGUAGCCACACAUCGCACCGUUAAGUCGUAAUGCUGCGUUCAGGAGAUGUCGCAAAAUCCGAAUUUUGCAACAGGGCAUCAACUCAAGGCAGAACUCUGAGGAAGAAACCUGGGCAAGAUUUUGCAAAAUGAACUUUUCUGAGAAGCAGUCAUUUGACAUGGCAUCCACGCUGUUAACACUACACAACCAUACUGUUAAACUUGUUUGUCAUCCUCAAAACCCACAAGCUCAUCGUUCAGUAAAGUUUGAGCGCAAUUCUGCCCGAUACUUAGUUUAACAUGGAAUUUUCAGAUGUGACAGUAAACUGACAGUUAAUGCUAAUGUGCUGUGCUAACUGCCUAGCAAACAUUGCUAAAUAUCGUGGACGACAUUAGCCGUUGCAGUACGACAGCAUUUUAGGGUCAUUGCAAAAGAAACAAAAAAAAGUUCUAUUCAUAAAGUGGAAGUGAGUGAUAUCUUAAAAAAAGAAAAAAAAAAAAAAAAGCUGCCGAGUUGUAAGUCACUUUGGACACAAGCAUCCAAGCGAAUGUAAAGAAUAUUCCUAUGACACUUAAGUCUGAAAUAUGCAAGAAAAAACAAACAUUGCUUUGCCUUUGACAUAAUGCGUGUUCUCAGAUGUGGAGAACGGCAAACCAAACUCCAUUCAAAAAUCCGGUAAUUUAAUCACAACCUAUUUUCAAAAGGAUCAGGUCCACAUUGCGGUUUACAUGUGGUCCACCAAGCAACUCUGAAUUCAGAUCUAGACUGUCCGAGAUGUGUCGCACUGUUCACAGAAAAAGAAUAAAGGAAGCAUAUGAAAUAUCAGGCAAUCCAGUUCUGAAUUUCCAAAGGGCUGCUUCAUGGAUAUUAGCUAUGCUGACACGAGUAGUGGAUCGAAUGUAACAGGGCUGAAAUAAUAUUCUAGAAGAGUUUAUUUUUGCCAAUCAUGAGAUAGAGACUGGAUGUGUAUUACUUCUUACCAAACUUUUGAGUUUCCAGAGCUCCUCACCAAUGUCCAACAAAACAGAUUGUUAAUGCUUUAUUUUAUAUGACAAAUGCAGAACUGCAACCACGAGUCAAUUAGCUGAUCAACAAAAAAAUAAUCUGCAACUAUUCUGACAAUAAAUUAAUGAUUUAAGAAGUUUGUUGAGCAAAAAUGCCAAAACGUUCUCCAGUUCCAGCUCUCCUUUGCUUGGAUUUUCUGCUUCCUUUAUCUUAUGUGACAGUAAAUUGAAUAUCUCAGAUAUCAGAUAAAUGAAUGACGAAUGGUUAGUUGCAGCCCUAAACAAAUGCACUUGGAAUGGCAGAAGUAUUGCAGGGCUCAAAUUUUGCUUCUUCCGUGGCCCUAAUACGCCAACGUGUUGGAGCUGCAUUUAAAAAAAAACUAUCCAAUCAAAGAAAAUCUUACUUGUGUCGAUGUUCCUUGCCUUUCUUUUUACAAACUGCACAUGGAAACACACAGAGGUUGUAAUUCCAGCCUACCUGCCGGCGAUUCAGGCUUCCAACACUGAGAGGGAGGCAGCAGUAGCAUAAACACGAGCGAGAAGAGUCAGGACUAACUAAAGCACAUAAUGACACUGAUGUCAGGAAAAGACAAUCAUAAUAGUACUUGUUUUUGUGUAACUAUGCCACAUGCUGUGCCAAAACCAAGUGAAUGAUGCCCUCCUUAUUGAAUCCCCGCUGGGCUUUCAUAGCGAUACCAAGACUGGUUAUUCUAGUUAGUGCAUGCCGCUCGCACGCAGUCGUCCUUCUGACUCGUGUGUUAGUCCACGUUAGCAACUUCUAUAAUACAACCGUUAAUGUUUCAUCUCGGACACGUCGCCGCACUCGUCCCACGUAGGAUGAUUUCAAGUGUUUUGUUCGGGGUUUUUGUAGAACUCUGUGAAAACGGCAGACUGGAUGUUAACACAGUGACGUCAUGGUGCUGCGGGGGGGGGGGAGGGGGGCUGGGGAGAUGGCUGAUUGAACUGUAUCGUUGCUCACAUGCAGAAAUGAUUAUUAUCUGUUUGCAUAACAGCCUCUUAUGAUGGCAUGCAUUUACACUAACGCACACACACACGUACAUACUUACAGUACACACAGCAUAACUGUACACAUGCACAUAUAUGCAUAUAUGCAUGUGCCUGGAUAAGAUAUGGGUCAGACCCCACCACUGUGACCAACUGGUGGGAUUUGGAGGCCAAGUGAGCAUUGGCUGGCCCAAAAACAGUAUGAUUUGUCAUCAGCGAGGCACACAGAAAGCUGGUGAGAUUGUGAAAACGUAGCGAUCUUUCCUUUCUUUCAUUUCAGCCGGUAUGUUCUUCUUUUGUUGUUGUUCUCGAAGCCUCUCUUUGCUAUUGUCGUUUGCGAUGUGACAAACAUUUGCUUUGUAUAUCUCGCUUUUUCAAGCUCCACACUACUCCUCAAAGCAGCUUGUGUGUUUUGUUUUGUUUUGUUUUGUUUUGUUUUUUUUUUUCUCUUUUCUGUGAAGUGAUGCCUUUUAUCAAAGCAAUAGACUUGCUGCAGUGUUUGAAUGACCCGGACCUCACACACACACCUCACAAACUGUACAGACUCAAAAUAAAUGCACAGACAAUCAGAGGGAGAGAGCGAACACGAGGACCGGCGCCCGGUCUCGGGCGGCCCCGGCGGACGUGCCGGGCCGCGCUGAGCCAGAGCCAUUUGGAAAAGCGGCAUUGGCCACGUUUACAUGCACCGCUGUCGUCCACUGUCCUGUUGAGGUCAUCACCAUGUUAAGUCGUUUGAUGCUGAGCGUGUCUGGUGCCAUUAAUAAACCAGUUAACAGAUCAGUCCUGGUGGAAAACAUGUUGUAAAAUCAAAAUGAUGUCCCGUUAGUUAGCAAUUGUGCUAAAGUAAUGUGGUUGCAGUUGCCACAGGAAGUGACAAGAUGAAGGAAAAUGAGAAUCAGCUAUCACAACCUCGGGCUGGUUGCACAAACAUGCUUACCUUAGACUGACCUAGAGUUAGGCCACUCUUAAUUCUGCUCUUGCUUGUCUGAUGGCCCUUUUCAACCAAAUAGUCCCAGGAACUAAACUCAGGAACUAAAUGAGGACCUUAAAGUCCCUUUGGUGCAUUUGUGUUUGCGUUUCCAUUGCAUGUGAAGAACCGUGAGGAUUAGACCAGCAAACUGCGCUAGCGUAUUCGACCCAAAAAGCAUGAAAAAGUGCAAUGAGUUUGCAACGCUGUCACGUGGCUGUCUUUUGUAGAGUGCUGCUGCAUGACUGUUUGAUGGUCUACCUUAGGACGGGACCACACUUACCUCUUUUUUAAAUUUUUAUAGACUUUUAGACUAGUCUCAGGAAUUCGGCUGCGUAACUUUGUUUAAAUGUCCACAACAUUGAAAGAAAAUUCCCACGCUAAGUCCCAGUAUCCUAGCAACACCGCUCGCUCGCUCGCUUGCAGUCUGAGUGGAAGCUGUGUACGCGCUGCAGCAGCUUUGAGGCUUGUGUUUGACCAGUCAGUGACAUGAGUGCUUUAACUCCACUCUGACAGCUGCUGGACCAUUAAUACGUACUACCUCAGGAGCAGGGGCUCUUUGGAGGGUGCAAACCGUGGGCCACACACCCAAACUGGAUCUACGUUCCUCAGAUCAAGUGUAGUUCCUGGAGUCCUGGAGUUUCUGUAAAUGUCUCUGGGUUCCUGCACAGUUAAAGGGCCGCGACAAGAGCUAAGACGCCUGCACAAAAUAAAAACAGUCGUUUCAAAGCAGCAUUCUUUGAUCUUUUUUUGCUUUUUUUGCCACUAACGGGCAGAAUUCCACAACGAGCAGACGAACACACAAGCUCGACUUUGUCUGCCAGAUGUUUGAUUUCUCCACCAGCUAGUUAGUACCUCUGUUUGAUGCUGAUCAGAGCUGUUUGACUGAAAAACAGCUGUCUGGAAACAGACUAUAACUUAAGACUAUACAUUAAACAAACUGCUGCUGUGUAAAACAAUGAGCUAAAAGAGCAGACUGCAGCAGAUUUAGGUAAGAUCGGUCUGCAGUGGCCACUUCCACGUUAAAGAUUUGUUGCUAUGAAAGAUAUUGAUUGGCCACUUCACGUCCAGGCUAAUUCAGUACAAUCAGAGCUUUUCACAGGAACAACCGCAGCGAUAUCACAGUUGAUCCCAUUAACUCUGCGUUAUCCUCCACCGUUUAUCCCCCAACCCACCGCCAGGUAUAUUUAGCACAAUUUCUAUGACACCUUUCCAGUUUUCUUUUAGCUUUUUCAAGUCAAGGACAGAGGGAUUAGUGGAACCAAGAACCCUCCUGCUUAGGGGCAGUGAAAAUUAAGAUAGACAGCAAAAUCUCAACCCACUGUGAGUUCAAAGAUUGCUCACAUUAGAUGGUUUUGUGAAAUCGGAGAAUUUUGACAUCAGUAUAAAGGGUGACUUUAAGUUAGAUCAUAUCAAAAACCUGCCUGUGCAGCCAGCCCCGGGUUUCUCGAGGCUAAUGAUCUUCCAGUUGAGCCACAAGUUCCACUUCAGAUUUUUGACAGAGAUGGCUGAGCUUUGUCUUCUGAAGCUGUUCCAGAGUAAUUGGAGCAUUCAUAGUCUGGCUAUUCCCUUUACCACAUCUGGAUUUUCAUAGAGAAACGCAGAAAUUCUUCCAAUCCAAACGGGCUGAUAAAGCAGACGUUACAGCAGUGUUCUUCAGUCGUGACAUUUCAGUUUAAUCUCAUUAGAAAGUGGUGUUUGGCAGUGCAGACAUGGAGUUAGCAUUAUUUUAGAGUUGUGUUUCUGGCGACCUGAUGAAUGUAAGACUAAUAUUCAAUCUCCUUCGGUCUUCAACAACUCCUGAGAAAAAUAUGUGGCUCUUCAGCUGCCACUGUAUGUGCUGCAUUAUGUUCACCAGCUUUGUCGCGGUGCUAUUUGAGGGAGGAAGGUAGCGUAGCCUUGGUUUACCUGAGCUUAAUUUAAAGGUGGUGAUGGGAAUAUUGAGGCACCUAAAACGUACAGUCGUGGGCCGUAAAACCAAAACAAUGAGCUGAAAGAGGCUAAAAUUCUUCAUUACUGCAAGGGACCCCUCCACAGUACAGGUAGUCAUUUGACUCAUUGUUAAUAUAAAAUUAAUAAUUAGCGCAGCUUUAACCCAAAGAACUAAAACUGAAAAAGUAAUUUUUGACCAAAUUACACGGAAAUACGAUUUUAAGGAAACAUUCUAAACUUUUUAUAACCUGUGAUGCGAAUGUUUGUAUUUUUUUUUUUAGGAUAUGUAUAGAGUGGCAUUAAUGGCCAUAAGAAUAUGUUGGAUUUUUACUUGUCACACACCAUAACCAUAAUUACUUGAAUUCUCAUAUGCACGGAGCUGUCGGUGCAUGUAAACAUAGUCAAUGCUGACUGGUGGUUCAGAAACUGUUCUUGAAGAGGCGCCAGUACGCUGUUAUCUCUCCCACGAGUUGUUACUCUUAAGGUUACUCAGUUACAAACCAAUAACAAGAGUUGCACCAUAGAAAAGCUAUUUUACAGUACAAAGGAAAAAAGGAUGUAUAUUUUCAGACUGCAGAUUUUUUUUACGGAUGUUGUUAGCAUAAAAUAAACAUGACAUUGUUUUGCAUAGCGUUAAAAAAAAAUACAGUAUCUUGCUCUCAAAUCCACUUCCACAUCUCUGCAAAAGAAUAAUGAGCAAGACAUUAUGGAUCAUUAAAAAAAAACUUAAAUUAGCGCAUUAGUUAUGCGAUUAAAAAAACAGUUAUUGCUGUAGCUGGACGUCACUGUCAGUACGAUGCAGCACAGCUACACAGGAACACAUUUAAGGACAACUUCUCGGUCAAAGUGUAACCAGCAUCAAAGACAAAGUCAUCCACCGUCGACACAGAUUUCUCUCCCUGCGUGUUUGAGUGUCUUCUUGUUCAACUCAUCUGUUCAACACAUACUGGAAACCUGUCGCAGAGGGAAAGGGCGGUAAGGUGUAGGAGGGAGUCUGUGGCAGCGAAACAGGAGAUGAGAUGAGAUGAGAUGCUGUUUUGCACUCUGAAUUUCACUGGAAACGCGGUCCAGUGAGCCUCUGUCCAGCUCUGGGCAGUGCUUUGACAUGAGCGUGGAGGGCCUUGAGGAAAUGAUUUUUGACGCUAUGAUUGAUGAUGAUUGCAGCUAAUGUGAAAUGGCUCUUGAGAAUAAAGAUGGUUUUGAGAGAA
This is a messenger RNA of Chelmon rostratus (copperband butterflyfish), 8539 nucleotides long. It is a transcript of the gene thrb, whose product is annotated as thyroid hormone receptor beta. Gene Ontology annotation, biological process: negative regulation of transcription by RNA polymerase II; retinoic acid receptor signaling pathway; thyroid hormone receptor signaling pathway. Bases 562 to 1749 code for a protein of 395 amino acids. Gene Ontology annotation, molecular function: zinc ion binding; RNA polymerase II cis-regulatory region sequence-specific DNA binding; nuclear receptor activity. The record is from RefSeq and is a predicted model, not a curated record. The transcript is spliced from 11 exons. Lineage: Eukaryota; Metazoa; Chordata; Actinopteri; Chaetodontiformes; Chaetodontidae.